This is a messenger RNA of Xiphophorus hellerii (green swordtail), 7049 nucleotides long. RefSeq names its product jumonji and AT-rich interaction domain containing 2b (gene jarid2b). The coding region runs from base 612 to 4958 and encodes 1448 amino acids. The transcript is spliced from 18 exons. Gene Ontology annotation, cellular component: nucleus; chromatin. Lineage: Eukaryota; Metazoa; Chordata; Actinopteri; Cyprinodontiformes; Poeciliidae. The record is from RefSeq and is a predicted model, not a curated record. Gene Ontology annotation, molecular function: DNA binding. Gene Ontology annotation, biological process: regulation of gene expression; chromatin remodeling.
AGCUGCUCUCAGUAGGCAGAGCAGUGCCGCUGGAGAGCUCUCUCGACGACCGCAGGCUCCAGCUUAGAAAAGACGCGACGACAAAACGUUUUUAUUUGUUUUCGUUUUUUUAUUUAUUCAUUUCCUCUCCCCGUUGCUGUUACACGUUUGAAUAAAGAUGUGACUCGGCGACAUUUAAACCCCUUCAGCGGUAUUCAUGUGCGUGAAGACAGAGAGAGAGAGAAAGAGAGAGCGAAAGAGAGAAAGAGCGAGAGAUCGGGGGAGAGACGAGAAGCAGAGCCGUUCGGGCGAAUGGAACUUAUUGUUGUGCGUUUGUUUUUCUUGUCUUCUUUUUUUUUUUUUUUUUUUUUGACUAUGUUAUCCUUGAAUGAGUUCGGGUCCGGUCCUUCUCUGCUCGUCGCCGAAGCUUGAAUCCUGGGAUUUAUAUAAAAACCCAUAAGGAAGCACCGAAAGGAAGGAUUCUGCAAGAGCUAGCGAGCUUUUUCCUCACAGAGCCGGGGAUUUAAAUAGUCAGUUGUUGGUGGAGCCCCGGAGAGGCGAGAGCGAAAGAAAAGAAAUUCAUGUGGCCAUUCUCUCUAUAGCCAAACAUUUUACUUUUGGAGGAUUGCAUAAUGAGCAAGGAAAGACCUAAGAGGAAUAUCAUCCAGAAGAAAUACGAUGACAGUGAUGGGAUCCCGUGGUCAGAAGAACGGGUGAUGCGAAAGGUGCUUUACCUCUCCCUGAAGGAAUUUAGGACUGCACAGAAACGGCAGCUGGAUGGCGAUGGAACCACAAACCUUAAUGGUUCUCUUGCCAAUGGGCAGCUGAAUGGCUCGGUGUCGAAGGGCUGCCACAAAGAAGAUGGGUCCUUGCGCUCUCAGGGCCUCCAUGGGAGCAACAAAUAUGGCGAGGACAGUCCUGCAAAAAAGAGGCCUCGACUCCAGGCUCAGCGGAAGUUCGCCCAGUCGCAGCCCAACUCGCCCAGCACUACGCCGGUCAAAGUGGCCGACACAGGCAACAUGAACGGCAACCUGUCCACCGCUCCGUCAACGUCCCUCUCGUCGCUCUCCUCCUCCUCCCUGUCCUCCUCUAUCCAGGACCUCUCCCGGCGCAAGCCCAAGACGGAGGACUUCCUCACGUUCCUCUGCCUCCGAGGUUCCUCUGCCUUGCCCAGUAAUAUGGCCUAUUUUGGAAGCUCCCAGGAGGAGGAGGACCUGGAGGAGGAAGAAGAUGAGGAGGAAGAGGAGGUGCGGAACAGCGCAGGAGUCCACACACAAGGUGCAGGAGGCAGCAGCCAAGCCUCGGCCUCCUCCUCUUGCAACUCUACACCUCGCAAGGGCAAACUCCCCGCCAGGCAGCCGCUCAAUGGGCACGUUUUUAACAACCACAGCAAAGCAGGGACCAGGGAGAGUCCGAGGCCGAAGGCGGGCACACACAGCAGGGACUCACCCGCUCCUCCACUGCCGCCUCCUCCGCCACCUCCUCCACCUCUACUGAGGGAGCGCAGCGAGCGGGCGGAGGCUCGAGAGCACGCCAGGGAGCUCCAGGCCUUGGCCAGCAGUCGGGGCACCGCCAACGGGUUGCCAUCGAGGAGAGCGGCUGAGGAGCUACGGAAGCAGGUCUCAAAAGUGAAUGGGAUGACGCGGGCUGGCUCGGCACAAGCUGUCGGUGGUGCCAAGAAGAGCCACGACUUACGACUGCCGUCCAAAACUGUGAAGAAGUACACAGCUACCGUGUCCAAGGGCCACGUCACCUACACCAAAGCCAAACAGAAAGAACUGGGCAAGAAAACCAAACUCAGCAGCAGUAACAAACACAACAGCGCCGCCUCGGCAUCAUCGUCAGCGAACAAUCACAAUCAGCACAGCCAGCCAGCAGCCAGCAAUAGGCUGGCCAACUCAGGAAAAGCAGCGGCACCAGCCCACCACAGCAAUGCAAAAACCCGCAAACAGGUGCUAUUAUCAAACGGGCUGCACAAAGCGGCGGUCAACAUGCGACCCAACGGCAGGCUAAAUGGGCAAUGGCACAAUGCCUCAGCCAAGGAGGACGGGCAGAAACAGUGCCAGCAAGGCCACGGGGAGUGCCCGGGUCGAGAGGGACUGCGAAACUCCAAGCGGCGUCUGGAGGUGGUGCUUAACUCUGUGAGUACAGGGGUUGUUGUGCAGAAAGCCAAAACGAGUGGCUCCGAGGCCAAAAAGGCCAAGCUUCAGCCCGCACCACUGGAGACGCGCAGCAGCAGCAAAAAGGUGGCCAAUGACGAGAAAGCUGCCAAGCAGAACAGCACCCCUACCACUCCAAUUUCUAAUGGACAUGAUGCAGAGAAGCCCACCCCGCCUAAACAGACUCAACCUGCUACUCCACUUUCACCUUCUAGUCCACCGCCUCAACAAACGCCACCUCCUUCUACACCAGCAGCCAACGUGGAGCCAGUGAACCAGCGACCCAAGCGUGCAUCGGCCGGCAAGCUGAUGUUGAUACGACAAGCACAGCAACAGCAAAGCAGGUUGCAUGGUCGCAGCUCCUCCUCAUCCCCCUCAGUAGGCUACAAUAACACACCAAACCCCAGUCGAGCCAGCACUACCUCAGACCCUCAACAAAUCUCUGCCUCCUCUCCCUCGUCCUGCAACAACUCAUCUACUCUUCCUUCCACCAACGGCCCAGGCCAGAUCAAACCAGCAGCGUUGCGGCUCGCAGACCGCGACAAGGAAUGGGAGCACGAGAAAGAGCUGACGCGGCAAAAGGAACGUGAGCAGGAGAAGGAGCGGGAGCGCCAGCGGAGCAAGCCAGAGGGCUGGGCGGCGCUGGGCGAAGUGCCUGUCUUCCGGCCCUCUCAGAGGGAGUUCCAGGACCCUCUGGUGUACUUGGACGCAGUGAGGGAACAGGCCGAGGUGGCUGGCAUGUGCCGUGUGGUGCCACCGCAAGACUGGCGGCCGGAGUGCAAGCUGAAUGAGGAGAUGCGCUUUGUUACACAGGUGCAGAGGGUCCACAUGCUGGGCCGACGCUGGGGCCCAAAUGUGCAGCGGCUGGCUUGCAUCCGCAAGCACCUUAAAUCUCAGGGCAUUACCAUGGAUGAGCCACCAGUCAUUGGUGGCUGUGAAGUGGACCUGUCACGUUUUUUUCAGCUCAUCAAUGACAUGGGCGGCAUGCAGCAGGUCAUGGACCUGAAGAAGUGGACCAAGCUUGCCGACCUCCUCCGAAUCCCCAAGUCAGCACAGGACCGGCUGGCCAAGCUACAGGAGGCGUAUCUCCAGUACAUCCUCUCCUAUGACUCUUUUAGCGCCGAGGAGCGCCUCCGGCUUCUGGGCGAUGUGCUGCAAGAGAAAAAGAACCUGGAGUCGCGCCAGGGCCCCCUUGAGGGCCUCUCGGAUUCUGCUUCGCACGCCUUGCCACGCUACGAGCCCAAAAAUGGGUUAGUGGGCGGAAUAGUUGGAGGGACGACCGGGAACCAUCGCACCAACGGAGUGUACCACCGUCUGAAAUGUCUGAAGGAGCUGGAGGCUCAGGUCAAAGCGGGCCGACGCCGGCUCUUCGCUCAGGAAAAACAAGGCAAAGAGGACAGGCAUAACGGAGAGCAGCGAAUGGAGGAGGACCGGGGCAUUCUCAGUGAUCAGUACAAGUGUAUUUACAAGGGGAAAUCGGUUUCCUUGACCAACUUCUUCAGGAUAGCCCGGAACACCAUGACCAUGUGCUUUAAUAAGGAACCUGGAGCUGCUGAGGUUGAGCAAGAAUACUGGAGGAUAGUGGAGCAGAGAGACACCCACGUGGCAGUCCACUGUGGAAAGGUGGACACCAGUACACACGGCAGUGGUUUCCCAACAGGAAAAUCAGAGCCAUUUUCAAAACAUGGAUGGAACCUCACUGUCCUCCCAAAUAAUUCUGGAUCCAUACUGAGGCAUCUGGGUGCUGUGCCUGGGGUGACCAUUCCCUGGCUAAAUAUUGGCAUGGUCUUUUCUACCUCAUGCUGGUCUCGAGACCAAAAUCGCCUUCCAUAUAUUGAUUACUUACACACUGGUGCUGACUGCAUUUGGUAUUCUGUCCCUGCUGAGGAGAAGGCCAAGCUGGACAAGGUGGUCCAUACACUGCUUCAAGCCAAUGGCACCCCAGGACUAGAAAUGCUGGAGAAGAAUAUAAUGAUCUCUCCAGAGGUGCUGUGCCGUGAAGGCAUCAAGGUUUACCGUACGGUCCAGCGGAGUGGCCAGUUUGUGGUCUGCUUCCCCGGUGCCUUUGUCUCUAAAGUGUGCUGUGGCUACAGCGUGUCAGAAACGGUGCACUUUGCCACGCCACACUGGAUGAACCUGGGUUACCAGGCUGCAAAGGACCUGAAAUUUCGUUGCAUAGCCAAGCCUUUCUCCAUGGAGAAGCUACUGUAUCAGAUCGCCACCGCUGAGUCCAAGAGGGACAACGGCCUUCUCCUCACCACCAUCUCCACCCUACUCAAAGACCUCAGGAACAUAGAGUUGCACCAACGUCAGGAACUUUAUAACGCAGGUUUGCUGUCCUCUGCCCGGUAUGGCACGCAUGAGGGCAACCUCUGCCCCACUGACGGGCGCAAGAAGCCCCGCGGGAAAUGGCUGGCACUGGAGUCCUUGGAGAGACGCUGCCAAAUCUGUCAACACCUCUGCUACCUGUCCAUGGUGGUUCAGGAGACGGACAACGUGGUUUUCUGUCUGGAGUGUGCACUACGCUACGUGGAGAAGCACAAGUCCUGCAGGGGGCUUAAGAUGAUGUAUCGAUAUGAUGAGGAGCAAAUCAACAGUUUGGUGAACCAGGUGUGCGGUAGGGCCAUGUUAAAGAACGGAGGAGUCGGCAUCGGAGGAGGAGCCGUCAUUGUUAGCGGAGGAGGGGGAGACUCUUGCCACACUCUAAGCCCCGCCAAAGCAUCGCCAGCCAAGCGGGGCCCCCGGAAGCGCGCCACUGUGGAGGUGUCCCUGGCCCGCCUGUCGUCCAUCCACAUGCCGAAGGCGGCGGCCGUGUCCUGAAGCGGACAGUGGGACCUUCUUCCACUUCUGUUUUGUUUCUACAUUAAGCAGGAUCACUAUCCCCCACAGCCCUCACCCGAGCUCAAGUCUCCAUUUCGCUCACCUCUCUUUUAGCGACAGCUUGUUUCUGAAAAACAGAAAAAUAAACGCAAAGCAAGAUGUCUUUUUUGCACUAGUGUGAAAGAAGAAUUAGUUUUUAUCUUGAGUGAUAUUUUUUAUGAUUUUUAGUUCCCUUCCCCCUAAACCUGCUCUGAAUCAACAGUACAAGCAUUAACAUUCAGAGGAAGACUUGACAGGGCCCCAUUUUUACCCCUCCAUCCUUUCUGACUCAGAAUGGGUUACAUUUGUUACCUUUUCCUUGCAUCACUCACUCCUGAGACUGAACCCCCCAUCCCUGUUAAAACUUGGAACGAAUAAAAUGGAUCCCCCCCACCAUGUUUAAUUUUUUUCCCCCCCUUCCAGAUGACGUUAAGUAGUUACCCAAAGUUUCUCUCUGUCCUUGAUUUUAAGGAAGAAGAGUCCUUUUUUAUUGCAUUUUAUGCGUUUGUGAUGCAUUUCCUGCAGAGUUUCUUUAAAGGAGGUGAUGCAAGAUUUAAAAACUUGAAAGACGAUGUUGGUUGGCUACAUUUUUUGAGUUCUAUUUUGAAUCUUUAGCUUUGUUUUCUGCUAGGUUUGGUUUUGUUUUUUCUUGUAUUUUAUUUUGUUUUGUCCGUCAGCUGACGUGAGCGAAGCAGAGCCUCACUUCUGCGUCAACACGGAGGGAUCUCUCGCCAGAAAUCGGUGCCUGACACUUGGCGAGGAGAUCCGUUUUAUUGGUGCUGUUGGUUAUAAUUACUGUAUAACAACACAAAAAUUUAAAAAAAAAAAUGUUUGAGGGUGGCGUUUGGCGCCUGCUUCACGCCCCACAGGUCAGAAAGGCUUUCAGGCUUUUCUGGUUCUAGAUGUGCAAUCGUGUUAACAUUCCAUUCUUCCAGUCCUCUUGUUUCAUCUGUACCAGUAAACAUUAAUUAUUAUAUUAUUAUUUUUGGGUUUUUGUUUCUCAUUUGUUGAGCUGAUGUGUUAUCUCAAGUAGAGCCACUAGUUAAUGAGUGUAAAAUGUGAAAUAUCAAUUUUUCUUUCUUUGCUUUUUGCUAUUUUGUCCCCUUUUUUCCCAGAUAUAUUAUGACUAAUUUUUACAGAGGAAAAAGUCCAACACAAACAAACAAACAUCAACUUUUUUGUACAUAUAUCCUGUAAAUUUCUUUAAAUACUUGAGCCUUUUUCCGGGGUUAAGUAAGAAAGAAAAGGAAGGAAAAGAAUGCAGAAGAGAGAGUUUUCCAGAGAGGAGAGUGCUUGAUGAAGAAAAAGCCUUACAAUUCCCUUUCUUCAUCUGUGUGAGUUAGAUGCUUACAGGGUUUUGCUCUGGUAAAUGUGUAUAAAAAUUUUAAGUGCUGCUUAUAUCACUAAGAAAGAAGAUAUUGAGUAGCCGAUGAUUGCCCCCUCCUAAUCCUUACACUCUCUCCCCCCCUUUUUCCUCCAGCCUAGUUUUGUUUGUUUAGCUUUACUUUUUUAAAGAAAAGGGAAAAAGGAUUUGUUGACAAAAAAUGGGUUUUUACAUUUUCAUUACUGAAAAUUCAACAAAAAUGUAGUAGCUACUCAUGUUGCACUGAGCUUGCCAGUGGUGACUGUCAAGGAAAAAAAAAAAUCCUAUAACCCAGUUUGUUGGUAUUUGUCCCUCGCAGAAGACUGAACUGUUUUAGGACUAUUUAAAGAAAUACCAAGGUGUUUUCAGCUUCAUAAAAAGUGGUUGUCAAGUUUUUAUGGCCUUACAAUAUAUUUUAUUCUUACGGGAUUGUUUUUUCUUUCAGUUUUUGUUUUAUUGCUUAGUUCUCUUGUUUGUUUGGUUUUUUUUUCUUCCAUUUUCUACAGUAUAAACUACUUGCUCACAAUGGGAUCUCUGGUGACUUAAUUUAUUAAAGCCGCUCGUCGGCCUUUCCUUUCAUUGGGAAAGAGUUUCAUGUUGGUUAUAUUUACAGUUUUUUACUUUUGCAGUUUGUACUUAAGGUUUAAUAAAAACUUACAGACAAUUCACUGUCAGUCCUUUCCAACCUA